Molecule: messenger RNA, 2447 nt
Organism: Arvicola amphibius (Eurasian water vole)
Lineage: Eukaryota; Metazoa; Chordata; Mammalia; Rodentia; Cricetidae
Product: deubiquitinase OTUD6B-like
Biological process (GO): protein deubiquitination
Molecular function (GO): cysteine-type deubiquitinase activity
Source: RefSeq, a predicted model, not a curated record
AUGACCAUAAAUGUAAAAAUUCUCAAUAAAAUACUGGCACAUCAAAUACAAGAACACCGGCCGUACGCGGCUGGUGCUGCAAGUGUGCCCGGCCGCCCGGUCGUCAUGGAGGAGGUGGCCGAGGAGCUGGACGAUGAGGAGCAGCUGCUGCGAAGGCAUCGCAAGGAGAAGAAGGAGCUGCAAGCCAAGAUUCAGGGAAUGAAGAACGCUGUUCCCAAAAACGACAAAAAGAGGCGCAAGCAGCUCGUUGAAGAUGUAGCUAAGUUGGAGAGAGAAAUGGAGCAGAGACACAGGGAAGAGCUUGAGCAGUUGAAACUGGCUUUGGCGGAGAGUAAGAUAGAUUCUGUCGCUGUUAACACUUCAGACUUGGUACUUGAGAACCAGCCACCUCGGAUUUCAAAAGCACAAAAGAGACGGGAAAAAAAGGCUGCACUGGAAAAGGAGCGGGAAGAAAGGAUAGCUGAGGCUGAAAUUGAGAACCUAGCUGGAGCAAGGCACAUAGAGAGCGAAAAACUCGCUCAGAUACUGGCUGCCAGAGAACUGGAAAUCAAGCAUAUUCCAUCUGACGGCCAUUGCAUGUACGGAGCGCUGGAGGAUCAACUGAGAGAGCAGGACUGUGCCCUGACUGUGGCUGCCCUCCGGAAGCGCACUGCCGAGUACAUGCAGAGCCAUUCAGAAGACUUCCUGUCCUUUUUAACAAACCCCAGUACCGGGGGCGUGUACACUCCAGAGGAGUUCGGAAAGUACUGUGAUGACAUUGUGAACACAGCCGCCUGGGGCGGGCAGCUUGAGUUAAGAGCUCUGUCUCACAUUCUACAAACACCAAUCGAGAUACUACAAGCAGACGCUCCUCCUAUUGUAAUUGGUGAAGAAUAUUCGAGGAAUCCUUUAGUACUAGUAUACAUGAGACAUGCAUAUGGCUUAGGAGAACAUUAUAAUUCUGUCACACGGUUGGUGAACUCGACUACUGAAAAUUGCAACUAGUUUACAAAAUGUAACACUGUUUUAUAGAGUGUGCCAGUCUGCAUAUUCCUGUCAAGUGCUAGAUUGUUGAAAUGCCUCUGAAAACACAGCUACCCUAAGUCAGUUUUAUGAAUGAAUAAGCUUGCCAACAGGCUUUUUAGAAAUCCGUUGGAUUGACUUUAACCAGUGCCCUCUUAGUGGCAUUCCUAGAACUUAAAGUAAAUCUUGGAGAACAUCAUUCAUAGAACAAGGUGUUAACCUUCUCACUGGGGAGUUUUAAUUAUUCAGGACGUUCUGAUUUUGAAUAAUUUUUUUUUAAAUUUUGACCCUACAAACAUAUUUCCAAAGUGAGUAUUUGAUAUAAUUUUUCUUAAAGUAUGGAGAUGCCUUCUCUGUCAUGGUAGGGCUGUAUUGUGAUGUCAGCAAGUUUAUUAAGGCUUGUGAAUGAGCGUGAUCAUAGUAAUUUUGGUAUCCUAGAUAAGCAAGGAGAAGCUUGUUACCUAGCACAUCUCUGCAGCUAAGGAGGAACGACUUUUAGGGAUCAGCUGAGUUCAAAGGGAUUAGAGAAAAUUAGUUGUAAAUAGGUGUUCACUGUGUCCAUUUUCAAUCUUUUUUUUUUUUUUUUUUUUUUAGACAGGGUUUCUCUGUAGCUUUGGAGCCUAUUCUGGGACUUCUUUUUAACAAAUAAGAGAUUUUCCUUUUCUAUGUGUAUAGCUUUAAAAACAAUGACUUCUACGUUGUGUUUUUUCAGCUUGAGGCUGGAGUUAUUCAUACCUUCAUUCUCUUCAUAACUGAUAAUUUUUACAGUUUCUCCUUCUCAGUGGCUCUGCUUUUCCUAGAGCCCUUUCCCACUGAGAAGUACCCAGUGGCCUCUCCUUGCUCACUGUGCAGAAGGGUCACAGUCACAUUCUUCUCCUGUUGUCCCUGCCCCAGUUUGUCCUAACAAGAUCUCUGCUGUGCUCGCCUUCUAGGGAUCAGAGAAAGCCUUGGCUGUAGGUUUUCUUGCUCCAGGUUGUGGCACUUUCCUUCACUCAAAUAUGUAAUUAUUAUAUUGUGUGUGUAGGUAAAGUUGAAGGCCACUGUUGAGGAGCCGAGCUGAAAACCAGUCCAGAACAGCUCUCUGUGGACUGACUUAGGUAACUAGGAUUCCAGCUCUCUUCUAACAGAGUUCUUUGUGCGAGAGUUGUACCCACACUCGUGUGUCUGCUGUUCUGUAGCACAGUGCCAUGGCUUGGGGACAUAGCUCCAGGAGAGCCCUUGCUUAUCGUGCAUGAGGCUCAAGGCUCAAUUUUUUGCACCAACAAACAAAUUUAUGAAAAUGAAACUUUUUGGUUUCAUCUGUUUUGUUCCAAGUUAGAACUAUAAUAAGAUUGAGCAUCACGUUUAUAAUAUUUGGGCUUUUGAUCAGUGAAUACUGUCUAUGAGUAAAUAAUGGGCUUAUGAUGUUAAUAGCAGGCAACACUGGCAGGCUGGUUAGCAGGUGA